GGCAACAAAAGAUGGAAUGCCCAAAGGGAGAGGUAAUGGAGAGCCAAAACCAGCUCCCACAGUCCGAGCAACGACCCAAAGGCACUACCUUCCUCAAAACUUGCUUUAACGGGAUCAACGCCUUAUCAGGUGUGGGGAUUCUCUCAAUUCCAUAUGCACUUUCUCAGGGAGGGUGGCUGAGCUUAAUACUUCUUUUCCUAGUAGCAAUUCUCUGCUGCUACACAGGGUUCCUUCUACAACGAUGCAUGGCUGCAAACCCCAUCAUCAAAACUUAUCCUGAUAUAGGUGAGGCUGCUUUCGGAUACAAAGGAAGAGCCAUGAUAUCCAUUUUCAUGUAUCUCGAGCUGUACUUAGUUGCAGUAGAGUUUCUGAUAUUAGAAGGUGACAAUUUACACAAGUUGUUUCCGGACAUGGGCUUCAAAGUCGCAGGCCUACGAGUUGGAGGGAAAAACGGCUUUGUUUUGCUCACUGCCCUUGUAAUUCUGCCAACUACAUGGCUGAAGAACUUAGGUGUGCUGGCCUAUCUUUCUGCUGGAGGGGUUUUAUCUUCUGUCAUUUUGGUUGUUUGUGUUUUCUGGGUUGGUGCUGUGGAUGGGGUGGGAUUCCAUGAAGGGGAUACGCUGUUGAAAUCGGGAGGACUCCCUACUACAAUAAGCUUGUUUGCCUUCUGUUAUUGUGGUCAUGCGGUUUUCCCCACUCUAUGCAAUUCCAUGAAAGAUAGAAGCCAGUUCUCUAAGGUUUUACUCGUCUGUUUCGUGACUGGCACCAUCAACUAUGGAGCAAUGGGAAUACUAGGCUACCUUAUGUACGGAGAAAACUCCAUGUCUCAAGUGACAUUAAAUCUUCCUCUCAGAAAAAUAAGCGCAAAAAUAGCAAUUUAUACCACACUGAUGAAUCCCCUCACAAAGUAUGCAAUCAUAACUACACCAAUUGCCACCGCCAUUGAGGCCAAGUUUCCUGUUCGAAACAGUCGAUUUAUCAGCAUCCUCAUCAGAACGGCAAUUGUGAUCAGCACAGUAACUGUGGCCUGCACUGUGCCAUUUUUCGGCUACGUCAUGGCAUUUACUGGUGCUUUUUUGGGUGUUACAGUCUCGAUACUGCUCCCUUGCUUGUGCUACCUAAAGAUGCACAAAACUGCUCAGAGUUUUGGGUCUGAGUUCAUAAUAAUUGUGGGGAUUUUGGUUACGGGGUCUUUUAUUGGUGUAUUGGGUACCUAUACUUCUCUUAAACAAAUUGUGAACCAUCUGAUCUGAUAAUUACUAGAGAUGGCAUGCACAAAUAUAUGCACCACAACAUGAAUAUAUAUAUAUAACUUGUAAGUAAAA
Molecule: messenger RNA, 1325 nt
Organism: Juglans regia (Persian walnut)
Lineage: Eukaryota; Viridiplantae; Streptophyta; Magnoliopsida; Fagales; Juglandaceae
Product: amino acid transporter AVT1I-like
Exons: 3
Coding region: 12-1253 (413 amino acids)
Cellular component (GO): plasma membrane
Source: RefSeq, a predicted model, not a curated record